GUCACGAGUUCUCAGUUUGCGCAUAGCCGCCGUAAAGUAAGGAUGUGCUGUGUCGUUCGUCACCUCCUUCUAUUCAAGAAGACAAAGAGAAAUUAGGACUACGGUGUAUCUACGUAAUAUUUAUACUCGUCACCCGUGUCUUAUCGAUAUUUCCAGGCUAAUUAGGCGACUGACAAAUGAACUCACAUCAUGACAUCCCGUAAAAACUUGGCUGUUAUAUUAACGACAGUACUUGGAAUUUUCACGAUUAACAUUCACGCCAGAUCCUGGGAUAUAGCGAUCGCGAUAGGGCGUGAAGUUGAAUUUCUCGCACAAAAUCAGACGAUAAUCGGACAGGCAAAGUUAGCGGAAGCUGUGACUCUAUCGGGGGUGGCCUACGAUGAUAUCACUAGAACAAUGUAUUUUAGCGAUGUGAGUAACAAGAAUAUAACCAUAUUCAGUAAUGACCUGGAGGACAAGAAUUUCACGUUGAAACCGUUACUUAAAAAACAAAGCAAAAGUUACAUUCUUGCGCUUGCCUUUGACAUAAAGAGUCGAACCCUAUUUUGGAGCGACGCUUUGCAAGGAGUGAUCAUGAAGAUGCACGUAUCAGAAGAUGGGCUACCGGAAGAACCAACGAUCCUCCACAAUUUAACGUACCAGAGCCCACGCGGUAUCGCUCUGGAUGUAUGUAACAGUCACAUAUACUGGGUAAAUAGUAAUAAUACAAAUCCAAGUAUCGAGAAGUCGAAUCUAGACGGAAGCAAUCGAGUAACAGUGAUCAAAGAGGAUUUAUACGAGCCACUGGCUGUCGCUAUAGAUCACAGUAACAAGAAGCUAUAUUGGAUUGACGAUGCAGAAGGCCUAAGAAUAAAAAUCGAGCGCAGCAAUCUCGAUGGUUCCGAGCGUGAACUAUUGGUUCACCCUAAGCGUCAUCAACCAGUGUACCUGGCGUUAGAUCAUAACUCGAUAUAUUGGUCCGAUCUGGUGCACAGAGCUGUUUGGACAAUACCAAAAGACGCGAAGUUUGACGAGCCAAAGAUGUUUCGCUCGUACCAGUCAACUCAUGACGCCGAUCCAGCUGGGAUCGUAACCCGUGAUAACGUUGGCAAAGUAGAAUGCCCGGUGAAUACGAAUGUAACACAAAAUACUAACCCGACGAACUUGUCGCUUGACGAAAAGUCGUAUAAUAAUUUGAUAACCAGCACAGAGGAAUCGGAACUGACCACAGAGACGUCCAAACACUGCCUGAAUGAUGGUCAUGUGGGUGAGAAGGAAGGAACGUGCCAGUGUAGGCUUGGAUUCACUGGACCGUAUUGCGAGAUGAAUCUUUGUCACAAUUACUGCUUCCAAGGCAAUUGCAGUAUAAAUAGUGACGGAUUGCCCACAUGUAAGUGCAAUAACGCAUUUAUUGGACCAAGAUGUGAAACAGACCUCUGCAAAGACUACUGCUUGCAUGACGGUCAAUGUUCCGUCCAAGAUGAAAAACCAGUUUGUAAAUGUAAAUAUUCCGAAGGAUCUCGUUGCGAGAUUUUAGGCAAUACUGCUGAACUUUGUGAAAUAAUUUGUGCAACAGAACGAGUUCCUACUAGCAUCGUUACCGCUCAUUGCAGGUGUCCCGAAAAGAAUCGCCUUGCACAAAUGGUGAUAGCUAAAGAGGAAAAUGAAUAUAGUACGUGGCUACCAAUUUUCGGUGCAGCCGUUGGUGUACUUAUUCUUGUAAUAGCCGUACUUAGUUUUUAUGUAAAUAAAUUCCGAAAACGGCCACGCAUCAAAAAGCGUUUCGUCGUCAGUAAAGGUGGUGUGACACCACUCACAUCUCGGCCACAAUUGCCGGACAAUCAGUGUGAAAUAACCAUAGAGAACUGUUGCAACAUGAAUAUCUGUGAAACUCCAUGUUUCGAACCAAAAUUAUGUGUGGCAGCGUCGGGAGCUAAUGUUUCUAAGAAAGAGGAGAAGAAUUCUUUACUCGAUAAUAUGGAGGAGAAUUCGUGGUAGCAUAAACUAAUAUUUGGACGUGUCAAUUGGCAAAGAUUUUAUGGACUUAACAGGAAAUCCGUCAAAAGUUUAACUUCGCGGAACUGCACGUCUGUACAUACCGCAGAAUGCUGUAGUAUUAUUGUUAUGAUUAAUAACGAUGCUUACAAAAUGUACGGGAACACCAUGACAAUGAUAAAGUCAGAAAAAAGAAAGCCAAAGGUCUUUUCGAGGACUCUUAAUUUUUAUUACAUCAUAUAAUAUGUAGGGCUGUGUUCAUAUAAAAAUUAUUUCAUCUAGUUGUUAAAAGGUUAUCAAUUUUUGUUAAAGAUAUGUAAUUAGAUAUUUUUCGUAGGAGAACAAGAAAUCUUAAGUCCUAUGGCAUUUUUUAACUGCCUUGGUGUAUAAAUACAUAGAUAUAUGUAUACAUAUACACAUAAAAUUUAUAAAAGUUUUAUAUAGUACUUUGUUCAAUAUUUCUUGGUUCUCUGAUUUAUUCGUCAUUCGUUUUUAUUUUCUGUUCCACUCUUUGUUUUGAAGUUGUUUCAGUAAUAACAAAUUAUAUCUCAAAAUAACUAGCUCUGUAAAUUAAUCCUGAGUGCAACCGAAAGGGUACAUGAAACAUGCCUUAAUUGCUAGGCUUAAAGAUUGCUCAAUGUACCACUGAUUGUGAGUACAAUUCUAAAAAAAAUUUUAAUUUUCAUUGCAAAAUUAUUGUAAUGAACUGCAUUAUGUUUAUGAAAAAGAAAAAUGAACGUUUCUAAUUAAGAUCGUCAUCGAGUUUAAGUUUUAAGCAUUAAAUUAUUAAAUCGAA
Messenger RNA from Bombus pyrosoma, 2770 nucleotides. It is a transcript of the gene cue, whose product is annotated as protein cueball. The record is from RefSeq and is a predicted model, not a curated record. The coding region runs from base 190 to 1977 and encodes 595 amino acids. The transcript has 7 exons. Lineage: Eukaryota; Metazoa; Arthropoda; Insecta; Hymenoptera; Apidae.